UGUAAAUCGUUUAGUUUUUUUUUAAAUCUUAAAUCAGAAACCAUGAAAAAUACAUGAACAACACCAGUAUAUUUUUUGUGUUGGCAACAUUUAAAGGCGGGUUUUUCAGAGCACUUGCGCAAAAACGAGUGGAAAGAGGGAAAACAAGGUGAGAAGGAAUGAGAACUGGCAACCACAUUUAAAGUAGUUCAGAAAUCUGUUGCUUUAUAUUUUAAACCAAAACGACAUUGAUAAAUAUGGAGGAAUAUUUGGAUCCUCCUUUUGAACAAGAGGUGAGAAGAACUAUCGUAAGACACAUGGACGCCAACGGAACUUUAGCAAGUCUGGAGCAGGCAGGCUUCAAAUUCAAAGAUAGCCUUGAAGAGUAUACCGAGGGCAAAAGAAGUGAAGCCACACCGCCCUUCAUCUUUCCAAUACCUCUGGAUGUUGCGGAAUUAGCCGAGAUAUCAUGUGAAAUGGGGUCCUUAGUCCUGGAGAAGCCGCGCCUGGUGCAGGAGCUGGUCAGGGACGUGGUUCACUGCGCCCUGACAACACUCUGCCCCCUCCCCGCCCUCACGCUAGACCAAGUACAGGUGGCGCUACGGGUGAGUUCCUUGCCCGCCGAGCGAAGCCUACGGACGGACGGCACGAAGAUCCCAGCGCCCACCGACAGACGUCUACUGCUGCUCCAGGGCGUGGCCGUAGCCGUCACCACCCCGACCAAGUACACGCGCAGUGCCGUGUUCCGGUGCCCCGUUCUCAGUUGCCCCGGCGCGGCGGGGGUGCGCGUCUGGGGUCCUAAGGCGUCGCGGCGCCGGUGCCGAUUCUGCGCCGGCGACGCCGACGAGGCGCCGCGGGGGCGCGACGUCGGGGACCAGGUCGAGGCGCUGCUAGUGCGGCCCGACGCGCUGCAGGCGGCCGAGGCGCAGGAGGGCCGGCCCAACCUCAGCCACCCGACCCUGGUCAGGUUCUGCGACGACUUGGCCCUGCCAGAGACCCUGCAGUUGGGACAGCGCUACGACGUCGUCGUGCUCUCGAGCGGGCUAGCUGGCCCUGCUGAGGCGUGGGGUGUCCGCCCUUGGGUGGACGGCGCGCUGCGCCGCGUGGCGCGCGGGUUGCGCUCCGACCCGCUGCCGGGCUCCAUCCAGGGCGUGUGGGUGGAGGCGAGCGCCGACACCGAGUCGCCGUGGGCCUUCGCUGUCACCCUGGCCUCCCAGGUGGGCGGCGACAGGUACCCGGCGCACACCUUCCUGCACCUCAAGCUGGGCAUCCUGCUGAGCCUCGCGUCCCAGGGCCUGGACCACCCGCCGGUGCCGCUGCUGGCCGUGGGCAGGGACCCGGCCGGACAGGUGCUGCUGGCCCGCGGAGCGCGCCUCGCGGACCGCGCCGUGUGCAUCACCAGCGCUGCGGACCUCACCCGGCUGCCGGCCGCACCCGCCCUCCCGCGGCAGCAGCAGGCGUCGCGCGGGCGCGCGGGCCCCGCGGGGGCGUGGCUCUCUGCGGGGCCUCUGGUGCUGGCGCGGGGCGGCAUCUGCUUCGUCGGCUCCUGGGACAAGUGGAACCGCAGCUCCGCGAGCGCCAUCACUGCAGCUCUGGAGAGCGGCAAAGCAGUGCUGGAGUGCCGCGACCUGGCCGGUGCGCAGCUGCCCGGGGCGGGACCCAGCGUGCCCCUGCAGUGUGCCGUCUGGGCGUACUGGAGCCCGCCGACCACGAGCAAGCCUUCGGACCUCCUCACACUGCGCACGUUGCUCAAUACGUUAGGUGCGCCGGUUCUCGCUGAGACUGGGUCUGAGGAGGAAGCUUUCGAUAUCUGCGAACAUCUUUUGAUCAAAGCUAGAAGGGAACAAAUGUCAAGUGUCGUUUUGGACAGCGAUAUGAAAGAGUUUCUGACCUUAGUAAAUGCCCAACCUGUUGCUUUAACAGAUGAAGCAUCUCGUCUCAUUCGGGAUUAUUUUGUAGCCAGCAGGAGGGUCCGCCCAAAUUGUUUACCAGUGACAGCUGUAGGUACAAUGGCAGCUAUGGCAGAAGCUUUGGCUAGAAUCUCACUAAGGGUUGAAGCUACGUGGGCUGACGUUGUCUUGGUUGUUUGGAUGUAUGAAGUUGCAUUUACAUCUCUCUUUGGCUCAUGCCUUGUCAGUCCACUGCCUGAUAUAUGUGGGGUGCCUCUGGAUGCUGAAUAUCUCACUUAUCAGAUGGAUUGUCGCCUCAAUAGUAUGAGAGUUUGGCUUGAUAAUUAUAUCAAGUUAAUCUUGUUAAGCAGUCUUCGUGUUGACCAUGAGGACAUAGGAGGAUAAUUAGCAAACCUUUUAAGUUUUAUGCUUCAUUGUAUAAUUGUCUUUUC
Messenger RNA from Frankliniella occidentalis (western flower thrips), 2320 nucleotides. RefSeq names its product minichromosome maintenance domain-containing protein 2 (gene mei-218). The record is from RefSeq and is a predicted model, not a curated record. NCBI's taxonomy places the organism in Eukaryota, Metazoa, Arthropoda, Insecta, Thysanoptera, Thripidae. The transcript is spliced from 11 exons. The coding region runs from base 237 to 2273 and encodes 678 amino acids.